Messenger RNA from Bufo gargarizans (Asiatic toad), 3177 nucleotides. It is a transcript of the gene AFAP1L2, whose product is annotated as actin filament associated protein 1 like 2. Bases 151 to 2538 code for a protein of 795 amino acids. Gene Ontology annotation, biological process: positive regulation of interleukin-8 production; regulation of mitotic cell cycle; positive regulation of epidermal growth factor receptor signaling pathway. The transcript has 19 exons. NCBI's taxonomy places the organism in Eukaryota, Metazoa, Chordata, Amphibia, Anura, Bufonidae. Gene Ontology annotation, cellular component: cytosol. The record is from RefSeq and is a predicted model, not a curated record. Gene Ontology annotation, molecular function: SH3 domain binding; SH2 domain binding.
UCUGGGGGUCUCCGGGGGCGGCCGUCCCUGGUUCCCAGGCUGAGCUCUUGUGAUCUCACAGGGAGGGGCUGAUCCGGGAGGAGGAAGCUCUCAGCCCGGGCAGCGAUCCUCAGACUCCGGGAGCUCUCAGGCUGCAGGGUGGACGCUCACAUGGAGACCUAUACAGCCCUGGAGCGGCUGCUGACGGAGCUGGAGGAUUUCCUGAACAUCCUGGAUAAGGAGAACCUCAGCAGUGCGGCCAUCCUGAAGAAAUGCCUGCUGGCCGAGAUCCUGCAGAUGUGCCUCAAGAACAACAGCGGUGGAGACGAGGAGUAUAUCUACAUGAACAAGGUGGUGGCUCCUGACACGGACACCGCAAUGAAACCGGAAUCUGCUGACAGGACGGACCUUCCAGCCAAAGAUGCGCUGCCGCUGACCAAUGGGGUGACAGCGCUGCACUCUGCGCCUCCACAGAAAAGCCUCCCCGACCUCCCACCGCCAAAGAUGAUCCUGGAAAAGACGCAGUCGCCAAAAGCGGAUCCUGUGGAGGGUUACUACGAGGAGGCCGAGCCUUACGACGCCUCAGCCAUGGAGGACGGAGAAGCUGUCAGCAGUUCAUAUGAGUCAUAUGAUGAAGAAGAACAUGCCCGGGGAAAGUCUGCUGCACACCAGCACCAAUGGCCAUCAACGGAGGCUUCCAUCGAGCUGAUGAAGGACGCCCUGAUCUGUGCUUUCCUCUGGAGGAAGAAGUGGCUGGGACAAUGGGCAAAGCAGCUGUGUGUCAUCAAGGACAAUCGACUACAGUGUUAUAAAAGCUCCAAGGAGCAGAGUCCUCAGCUGGACAUCAGCUUACUCGGCUGUUCUGUGACCCACAAAGAAAAACAAGUCCGAAAACAGGAGCACAAGCUGAAGAUCACUCCGACUAAUGGCGAUGUGAUCGUCCUGGGGAUGCAGAGCAGGGAGCAGGCUCUGCAGUGGCUGAAGGUUAUCCAGGACAUCACUGGGAUGCAGAGUGAGUCCGUCCUGGAGAGUCCACUGAUCACAGCCGACAAUCAGAGACCCGUCCACAUCAAAGUACAAAGUGGGGAACUAACGGACAGACACUCUGCAGCCUCAGAAAGUGGGAGCAGCACAGAUGGACCCCCCGAGACCCACGAGGUCAAAGAAGUGAAGAAGAAAGGUUCGUCUGGCCUAAAACUCAGCAACCUGAUGAAUCUGGGAAGAAAGAAGUCCGCAUCUAUGGAGAGCCCAGAGAAGACGCUGGAGACCUCCAAUUACCUGAACGUCUUAAUAAACAGUCACUGGAAAUCUCGCUAUUGUUGCAUUAAGGACGGACAGCUUCAUUUUUACCAAGACAGGAACAAGAAUAAAGUUGCAAUACAGCCAGUGUCCCUAAUAGGAUGCGACAUCAUUCCUCAGCCAUCUCCAGACCACCUGUACUCCUUCCGCAUCCUGCAUAAUGGGGACGAGCUCGCCACCCUAGAGGCAAAGUCCUCGGAGGACAUGGGUCACUGGCUGGGGCUUCUCUUGUCCGAAUCUGGCUCAAAAUCAGAUCCAGAGGAGUUUAGCUAUGACUAUGUGGACGCGGAGCGCGUCUCCUGCAUCGUUAGCGCAGCCAAGAACUCCUUCUUCUUAAUGCAGAGAAAAUACUCGGAGCCGAACACGUACAUCGACAAUCCGCGCAAUGGGAGGAGUCAGCAGGACGACCUGUACGAUGAUGUCGACGUGUCCGAUACAAUGGAAGAAGAGCCCAGGGCCGAGGUGCAGCCUGGAGUGGAGAACACUUAUCUGGACCUGUUACCUGCAAAAUACUGUGUGCACGAUACAGCCAUGAAAAUAGCGAGCGAGACCCCGACACCCUCACCCACUCCAGAGGGGGCCAACAACAAGGAACCGGAGCUGAAACCAAGCAAAGACCCAGAGGCGGCAGGUCCUGCACCAGAGGAUGUUAAUCACCGUGCAGCAGAAGCGACCCCGGAUCUGCAGGUAACAAACAGUGCCGUGUCCAGUCCGCUGCUGGGAAAAUGCAAGGUGGAGAGAAGCAAAGUGUCCAGUCCAGCCAUUGAAACCAAACUGGGGAAGAACCGCACCGAGGCCGAAGCCAGAAGAUUCACAGAGGUGAAAGAGAAGCUGGAGAGAGAGAGGGAGGAGAUCCGCCUGCAGCUGGCGCAACUCCGCAAGGAAAGGCGCGAGCUGAAAGAAAGCAUUGCCACCUGCACAGAUAAGAACCUUCUUCCCGUCCUGGAGGAAAAGCUGAAGAGCAAAGAGGAAGAAUGUAAACUGCGCGAGAACCAGAGGGUGGAUCUGGAGCUGCAGAUCGUGGAGGUGAAGGAGAACCUGAGGAAGGCAGAGCAGGGGCCCGUCACCCUGGGGACAGCAGUGGAGCCCGCCCACCUGGACAGCCCCUGCGGUGUUAGGGGUAACAGCGCGGCCCACAUCCUGGAGUCACCCGUGAACGCCGCCUUCGCACUGAAGAGCCGCCCGCUGUCCAUCAUGACCACUGGGAAAGGCACUGUCCUGCAGAAAGCUAAGGAGUGGGAAAAAAAAGGCGCGAGCUAGAGCGGCCGCCGGACGUCUUACGGGACUGAGAGACGACAUUUUAUUUAUCAGAUGUCAGGACUUUAUCCCCCGCAGGACAGAGGGCCCGAAGCCUGACUCCUAUGACUUACAUCUAUGGGGGCCACCACUUCUUAUGUUGCACAUGACAAUACCCUGGGUGACCACCAGGUGGCAGUAGAAGCGACGCCUCUGCCCGUCUGACUGGGCCAUAUCGGAUGUAAUUCAUGCAGAGCGGCGGAGCUUCCCUCGAAGUCGCCCUCACUCUGGAGCCGCACCGCGGGCAGGAACGGGCCUCAAUUAAUAUAUUAUCAGUUUUAGUAAUUAACUCCUUGCUGUCUGUAACAAACUGAGAACUGCAGCUUCGAUGACGAGGGAUGUAGAAAGAGAACUCUAGGGCGCAGGGGUGGAGGUGAGCAGCGGCGCCCCACAUCAGGAAACGUACUUGUCACAUAACGGGGAUGUUACAGAAGAAAACGGCAUAAAGACGACAAUCACAUGAAACGCGUCAGGCAUUAAGGGGUGGAGUCUCCUGCUGCCAUAAGGGCGGCGGCGGUGAGCGCGGGGCAGUGUCAUGAAUCGCCGUUCUUGGGGCUUAAAGAUGGAAAGUAUUUUAUAAUGAAACAUAAACCUGAAAUGUGA